AUGAAAUAAGCCUAACCUUUAAUACCUCUUGCUGUCGAUGAUAAUAAGUAAUACGAUAUUAAAAAUGUACUCUAAAAAUAAAUUAAAUAACUAAAACCAGAAGAAUACCAUUUCUUUAGUUUCCUAAUUGCUACCAAUCAUGUUUUUGAGCAAUUAACAAAUUGCUAAAACAAAUUAAAUAAUGAUCCUACAUUUAGUUUAUGGAAGCUUUUUGAAUUUUUUGAUGUUAAUGGAGAUAGAAAAUUGCAAUUGGACGAUUUUAUUAUCACAUUACAAAAAUUAGAUAUUCUGCUUAAAAGAGAAGAAAUUGAGUCUUUAUUUUCAACUUUAGGUGGAGAAGAUGAUAAUAUUAUUUCCUAUGCUGAGUUUGCCAAUUUAUUUAAAUUCUCCUCGACACCUUAAUGGAGAUAAUCAAAAUUACCAUCUGAAGGUGUUUUAAAUUAAGAUCAAUAAAAAUUAAUACAUUAAAUAUUUAGUUUAUAUGCAAAAAUGGAAAGGAGCAUUUUACAUCUAAGAACAUAAAUAGGAAGUGAUAUUCAAUAACUUGAAAAUUUUUUUAGAAAACUAGAUUAGAAAUAAAAAGGCUAUUUGAUAUUGAAUGACAUUAUAACUUAUGUUAAAUCAAUGGGGGUUCAAGUUAAAGGAAAUGAUUACUAUAGAGUUUUCUUUAUGCUUUAAUAAUAUAAAUCAGGUAGAAUUAGUUUUAAUGAGUUUCUUAAAAGGUUUUCUACUAAAGAAGCUUACAAUAAUUAUUUACAAUAAUUAGAUCUAUUAAUUCAUCCUCCACAAUUAGCUUAAAGAUAAACAAUAGAAUAAUAAUAAGCUGUUCUUUAAACAAAAAUUGAAUAUACAACUAAUCUAGAAAGUAAACACAUUUAAUAAAAUGAGAUAUAAUCAAAGAUAUCUUAAUAAUCCAGAUUUUCAUAAGAUCUUGAUGAUUCAAUUAGAUUACCAGGGUAUACUAGAUAUAUUUUUGGAAAUAAUUGA
Molecule: messenger RNA, 987 nt
Organism: Paramecium pentaurelia
Lineage: Eukaryota; Ciliophora; Oligohymenophorea; Peniculida; Parameciidae
Source: the annotation of a GenBank genome assembly